Musca domestica (house fly) is the source of this 2665-nucleotide messenger RNA. Its product is annotated as armadillo-like helical domain-containing protein 3. The record is from RefSeq and is a predicted model, not a curated record. The coding region runs from base 150 to 2213 and encodes 687 amino acids. Gene Ontology annotation, cellular component: cytosol. NCBI's taxonomy places the organism in Eukaryota, Metazoa, Arthropoda, Insecta, Diptera, Muscidae. The transcript has 6 exons. Gene Ontology annotation, biological process: regulation of Golgi organization.
UAGCAAGGCAAAUAAAUGACGUUUUCAAUUGACUGCGACACACAAAAGAAAGCACGAAUAAAGGAUAGUUUCCCCAGAUUCUUUGAAAGAAAACUAUUAAAACAAACCAUUAAAAUACAAUAGCCCCCUAUUAAUUUUGUUUAACAAAUAUGACAUCGCGUAAACGCAGUGGUAGCGGUUCCUCAAAGAGACCCAAAGAAAAGGUCGUCUACAUCUAUGAGUUAUUCUUUCGUGGUGAAGAUCCUAGUCAAGAACGUCGUCCUGAACAUUCAGAAUUUUGGAAUGAAUUCUUUUUGUUGCAACCCAAUGUUGAGGUGUUGGAGGGUGAAAUUACCAAGUUGACGGGUGAACAAUUCGCUGUGGUAAAGCCAAAUUUGAAUAUGAUUUUCCAGAAAUGUAUAGAAAUGUUGGAUACCGAUCAUCCCAAACGUUUGUGCAAUAGCAUGCAGACUUUGUGUUCCCUGUUCUAUGGCAUAUUUAAAAAAUCAACAGCAGAUACCUCAUAUGAUAUAUUGAAUGAUAUAUUUGGUUAUGAGCAUAUGGAUAAAUGGAUGAAACAGCUAAUGGUACAUUGUAAUCGGAUAUUGUUGGGUGAUGUCCCAGAAAAUGCCCGUUUCAUGUGCCUAAAAUUGCUAUUAGUUUUGGUCACGGGUACGGAUAAUGUCAGUCAAAAUGUCCUGCUGGAAUACUUAAUGAUGAACACCUUGUUCGAUGCCUUUGUAAAACUGUUGAGUGAUCCAACGCUGAGAGCCCAACAUGGUCAUGAUAUUGUUAUACUUCUUACAAUAUUGGUUAAUUAUCGUAAACAUGAAGCUACCAAUCCUUAUAUAGUGCAAUUAUCUAUUUUGGCCGAUGAACUAGCCCUGAAUGGAUAUGGACAAAUGAUAUCACAGUCGUUAAUUGAUUUUUGUCGUCAAUAUAUGCAAAGCCUUAAUAAUGCACAAUCAUCAUCGUGGUUCUCAUCGCUGUCGAAUAUUGUGGGUAAUAUGUUUGUGUCGGAUGAGGGCUGUGAACGUGUACAACAGAUCAAGGCCAAUAAUGGUCUAUUGCUGGCCCUCUAUGAGGCGGUGCAUUUAAAUAGGAACUUUAUCACAACUUUGGCCCACACACAAACCGAAUCAAGUGCCCCACCCUCGCCCAGUAAUACGUUAAGUUUAACACAACCAGUGCCGGAUUUGGCAAAUGCACCCAUCAUCGAUAUGACCCAGUAUCCAACGAAUUUGUUGGUGGCUGUUUUUCAAUAUUGUUCCAUUGUAAUGCAGGAUAACAAAAACGAAUCCAGUGUUGCCAAUUUGAAAUUGUGUUUCCUAAUACUAACCUGCAUUUCCGAAGAUCAAUAUGCCAAUUCCAUGAUGCAUGAUAGCAACUUAACCUUUAAAGUUAUGCUGCAUCGUGCCCAAAUGCGUCAUCGCAAAUUAAAUGUUGAUCGUGUGGGCAAAUCCCAACCCUUGGCUGCUACUCUAUUGGAUCUCUUGGUUGAAUUUAUCGUAUCACAUUUAAUGAAGAAAUUCCCCAUGGAACUAUAUCUGUUGUGUAUUGGUGUUAUACAUCGCAUACUGUGUUAUCAGAAACGUUGUCGAGUGCGUCUGAAUUAUCCCUGGAAAGAGUUGUGGUCCGCCCUGAUUGGUUUGCUACGGUUUUUGGUGAAUCAGGAACAGACAUUGGUCAAGAAAUGUAAUAUAUUUCAUUUGUCGUUGCAGGUUGUUAAUAUUUUCAAUUUGUUUAUAACAUAUGGUGAUACGUUUUUGGCUACCACCAAUAGCUAUGAUGAGCUGUAUUAUGAAUUGAAUAGAGAAGAGAAAGUUUUCACGGAACUGCAUGCAAUGGUCCUCCGCUACACCACCAUGCCUGAUUGUGAAUAUAAGGAUGAUGUUAUAAAGCUAUUAAAUGCCUUGGUUAACAUUUUGGCUAUUGUUAAACAUUUCCAAAAUAAAAUCAAAGAAUGGCUGGCCGAACAGGGCCUCUCAACACCGACGGAAGAACAAAUUUUGGAUGUGGUGAGAAAAAAUUACGAUCUUACGCUAAAACUACAAGAUUCUCUCGAUCAUUAUGAUCGUUAUGCGGAGGCACCACAUCAUACGUCAUUUUUCAAAAAUAUGGUACGUGACGUUGUGGCCGAUACGCGCAAACAAAUCUAUGGUUAUGUUAAGGAAGCUGUAUCAACAAUACCUGAACCCGAUGCCAUGUUAACAUCAACAUCCUCCAAUUCGUAAACUGCUAAUGUAUUUAAGUUUUCUUCGCCACGCUCCCAUCUGUUAUUUUCGUAUAUAUGUAUAUCUUAUCAUAUACAUAGAGUUAUCAUUAAAAGAAAUGACUGUUUUUUUAUCAUUAAUAAUAAUUCUUUUUAUUACUACUAUUAUUAUUGCAUAUAAAGUUUAUAAUAAUCUAUGUAUUAUUUCUCUUAGCUAUUUAAAUUAUACUAACCAUGUACAAUAACGUGUGUACGACUGUUGUCACAUAAUCGAAAAAAUAAGAACACAACAUUUUGUUUGAUCGAUCUAUGAAACGAAUCUAAUGCAUAUAUACAUACAAACAAUUUUUUUAAAUAAAUUUAGAUAAAAUUUGCAAAUAUAUUAAAAAAAAAGAAAACAAUAAUAUAUAUUGAGAAUAUAUACAAAAAUCUAUUAAUUAAUGAAUAAAUAAAUAUAUUUAUUAAAGAGUAAAA